AUGGCGCACGUCUGCCCGCCGCGAGCCGUGGAGACUGGCGUGGGGGGAUGGCCGGCACGGGUCGGGCACCCUCAACAGCCCGGCGGUGCCGCCCGGCCAUGCGAACUCUGCCGUUCGGCGGACGCCAGCGUCUUCCAAAGGGCAAGCGGCGCGCACCUGUGCGCGAUGUGCGAGUACAGCGCGGGGAUGAUGGCCCCGGCGGGGGGCCGGCACACAGCGGUGGCCGUGGCGGACGGGCGGCUUGCGGGGCGGAAGGGUCCAGAGGGGGGCGGGGAGCUGGUGAAGGUGGAGGUAUUGUCGGAGGCCUGCGGCGAGGGGACCGCCUGCGGCUGCGGCGGCGCCAGCGGGAGCUCGUCCGCGUCCGAGGGCACGAUGCUCAAGUGCACGGCCGACGACGCGCUGCUGGACGCGCUCAACGACCCCGCGGUGCUGGAGCUGUUCCCGGCGUCGCUGGAGGGCGGCAUGGACGGAUUCCAGGACGUUGACCUGGACUCCGAUUGGAUCGAGACCCUGGAGCUCGAAGGCACGCGGUGCGGAGGGGUGCCGGCCACGGGCGCUCACAAGGAACCUGAUCAGGAGGGACAAGUGCGGCCAGGCCAGCAGUCGACGCCGGGCAUAUCAGUGCAGAAUGUGGUGCAGAUGCAGCAGCAGCAACAGCAGCAGGCGCUUGCGUGCCAAUAUGGCGCCUUCCCAGGGGGACCCAUACCCAAUGCACCACAUUGCCCAAUGCCCAUGGUUCUCUUUCUGCCCAUGGGACCCUGGGACAACAUGGCUGCAGCGGGGUUCAACCCCUUCAUGCCGCCCUCCUCGAUGGCACCCCUCCACCCCUCGCAGAACCUUUUGGACCGGAAGGCAAGAGUCGCAAGGUACAGGGAGAAACGCAAGCACCGAAGCUUCGAGAACAAGAUCAGGUACACGUCAAGAAAGCUGUAUGCGGAAAACAGGCCACGGAUCAAGGGGCGUUUUGCUCGUCCUGACGAGCUGGAAGCGUACCUGAAGGAGAAAAGAGAAUCAGGGGCCAAGUGUGAAGAGGACGAGGGGGAGGAAGAGCAGCAGCUUCUGACCGAUUGCUGA
Messenger RNA from Ostreobium quekettii, 1074 nucleotides. The record is from the annotation of a GenBank genome assembly. Lineage: Eukaryota; Viridiplantae; Chlorophyta; Ulvophyceae; Bryopsidales; Ostreobiaceae.